AUGCCUCCCAGACUACCCAUUCAGACUCCAGCGAAGAAAGCUGCAAUUGCCGUCUUGGCUACCACAGCGACUCUUCUCAGCGCCCUGUACGCAAAUAAUCGCUACGGAAUUUCGUAUGAUAUCAAUCAGCUCUUAAAUGAGAAGGCGUUCAGAAAACGACUCACCGAGCGAAUCCAAGCCUUAGGCGACGAUUUUUCCCUCUACCACAUGUUACAGCUGGCAGACCCACAGGCGGAAGCUCUCUGGUUUGAGGGCCGCCGGUGGACGUACGCCGAAGCUAUUCUUGAAUCUAGCAAGCUGGCAGCUGCGUUACAACAUCGAGGCGUAGCGAGUGGAGACGUGGUGGCAAUACUUGCUACAAACUCUCCCGAAAUGGUCUUCGCUCAAGCGGCCGUUUCUAAGCUCGGCGCAGUGCCGGCGCUCAUUAACACUGCGCUCCAAAAAGAGACACUCCAGCACUGCCUGGACAUUGCGAAUCCGAAGAUCCUAGUUUGCACUCCGGAUCUUGCUCCAGUCAUUGCGGAGCUGAGCGAUGUUAGCCAGACGCCCCCCACAUUCUCAUUGUCACUGUCCUCGUAUCCCCCAUUGCGACUCUCAGCGGAGGCCUGUGCCGGCUCCGGAAUUUCCCAGUUGCGAUAUGAGGACCUCGCGGACAUCACGGCUGAUCCGGUGGCACCGCCGACCAAGCGUCUCCUCCAGGACGUUGGUGCGUUGAUCUAUACCUCUGGUACCAGCGGCAAGCCAAAGGCCGUGGCGGUGAAAAACUUCUUGCUUGUCCUGGUGUCAACUCCCUCCACGAUCGACGUGAAACAUGCGCGAACCUACCUGCCUCUCCGCACCUAUUCCUGCCUGCCCCUCUUUCAUGCAACCGGCCUCUUCGUUGGCCUCUACUACAGCACAGGCCUCUCGGGGACCUUCUGCCUGGCGCGCAGGUUCUCGGCUUCGCGAUUCUCCACCCAGCUCCUUGAGAGCAGAGCUACACGCAUGCUCUAUGUAGGAGAACUCUGCAGAUACCUUAUCGCCGCUCCCCCGUCUCCGAAUGACCGAGCACACAAGUGCAUCGUAGCAUUGGGAAACGGCCUUCACCGAGACGUCUGGCUAAACUUUACGGCCCGUUUCGGCAUUCCAGAGAUCCGGGAGGUCUACCGUUCCACCGAAGGCAUCGCCAAGUUUGACAAUUACUCACGUUCUAUGGAGGGUGUCGGAAUGGUCGGCUUCGCCGGCCCCAUUAAGCUCUACGCCGAAGACGACGUCUUCUUGGUUAAAUUCGAUCCCGCCACCGAGUCCAUCUACCGAGAUCCCCGGACGGGGUUCUGUGUACCGGCUAAAGCAGACGAGCCCGGUGAGGCUAUUGGCCGUGUGAGGUCUAUGGAGUUUUAUAACGAAUACCACAAUGACCCUAGCGCCACCAAACUGAAGCUAAUUUCCGAUGUAUUCGAGAAAGGUGAUCUUUUCCAACGGACUGGGGACCUGCUUGUCCGUCAUAGUACUGGAUGGGUGCGUUUUCUCGACCGAUUUGGCGAUACGUUUAGGUGGCGGGGGGAGAACGUCAGCGCGAGCGAAGUGCGCGAGCACAUUGGAAAGCUCCCCAAUGUGAAAGACUGCUCCGUCUACGCUGUGAAGCUUUCCGGGUACGACGGCCAGGCGGGAGCAGCUGCCAUCACGUUGGUCGAUCCUUCGCAGGAGUCGAAGUUUGUCGAGAAGCUCUACGACCGACUUCGAUCUCGCGGCUUAACACUUUACCAAAUGCCUAAGCUCAUCCGCUUCCGUCCUGUAAUCGAGACGACGGCCACAUUCAAACAAUCAAAUACGGUCUUGAAAUCCCUGCCUUGGGAUCCCGCUGCCGAAAACCAGAAAGACAGUAUUUACUGGCUUAAUGGUGAUCGGUUUGACAGGAUUGACUCGGCUGCCUGGUCUCGAAUCGAGUCGGGCAAAGCAAAGCUAUGA
Messenger RNA from Scedosporium apiospermum, 1947 nucleotides. Its product is annotated as putative Bifunctional fatty acid transporter/acyl-CoA synthetase (FAT1). Lineage: Eukaryota; Fungi; Ascomycota; Sordariomycetes; Microascales; Microascaceae. The transcript is spliced from 5 exons. The coding region runs from base 1 to 1947 and encodes 648 amino acids. Gene Ontology annotation, molecular function: long-chain fatty acid-CoA ligase activity; long-chain fatty acid transmembrane transporter activity. The record is from RefSeq and is a predicted model, not a curated record.